Messenger RNA from Chelonoidis abingdonii (Abingdon island giant tortoise), 2839 nucleotides. RefSeq names its product sphingolipid delta(4)-desaturase/C4-monooxygenase DES2-like. Gene Ontology annotation, biological process: ceramide biosynthetic process; sphinganine metabolic process. Gene Ontology annotation, cellular component: membrane. NCBI's taxonomy places the organism in Eukaryota, Metazoa, Chordata, Testudines, Testudinidae. The record is from RefSeq and is a predicted model, not a curated record. Gene Ontology annotation, molecular function: sphingolipid delta-4 desaturase activity.
ACGCAGCAUGGGGAACCAGGUCACCAGGGAUGACUUUGAGUGGGUCUAUACGGAUCAGCCUCAUACAGAGAGAAGGAAGGAGAUCUUGGCCAAGUACCCUGAGAUCAAGAAGCUGAUGGGUCCAGAUCCUCACCUGAAGUGGGUGGUGUCUCUGAUGGUGCUGACCCAGCUGGUGGCCUGCUACUUGGUGAAGGACCUGCCUUGGAAGUGGGUCUUCUUCUGGGCUUAUGCCUUCGGGGGCUGCCUCAAUCAUUCCAUGACGUUGGCCAUCCACGACAUCUCCCACAAUGUGGCCUUCGGCAACAAGAAGGCCAAGUGGAACCGCUUCUUUGGCAUGUUCGCCAACCUACCCGUCGGAGUCCCCUAUGCCACCUCCUUCAAGAAGUACCACGUCGACCACCACCGCUACCUGGCCGGGGACGGGCUCGACGUGGACGUCCCCACGGCCUUCGAGGGACGGUUCUUCCACUCGCCGCCCCGCAAGAUCCUCUGGCUCUUUCUGCAGCCCCUCUUCUACGUCUUGCGGCCCCUCUACGUCAACCCCAAGCCCUUCACCGCCCUGGAGGUGAUCAACUUCGCUGUGCAGCUGGCUUACGACCUCUUGAUCUACUCCUUGUGGGGGCCCAAGCCUGUCUUCUACAUGAUCGCCGGCUCCACACUGGCCAUGGGGAUCCACCCCAUCUCCGGACACUUCAUCGCCGAGCACUACAUGUAUCUCAAGGGUUACGACACCUUUUCCUACUAUGGGCCCUUAAACUGGCUGACCUUCAACGUGGGUUAUCACAUGGAGCACCACGAUUUCCCCAGCAUCCCGGGCAGCAAGCUGCCACUGGUGAAGAAGAUUGCUGCUGAGUACUACGACCAUCUGCCCUACCACACCUCCUGGGUCUGCGUCCUCUGGGACUUCGUCUUCUGUGACUCACUGGGGCCCUUUGCCCGUGUGAAGAGGAAGUACAAAGUGGCCAAGGCGGAGUGAAACAAGAGAGUCACCCAACCGAGCUCCCGGCUCUCUAGCCUCUCAGGGGACCGGGGGAGGUUUGACAUCGGGGAGUUAUUUAUACCUGUCGUCUAAUACCAGAUGUGUACGCGCUUCAUUUAAGGGUCAAAUAUUCUCAUAGACUCCAUUGACCGAGACAUGAGUCAUUAGGCAGCCUCAUCGGGCCACGGGAGCACACCUCCUACUAGUGUACAAUUACCCACACUCCUCCCAGCAACCAACACAGGGGAUGUGGCCAAUGGUAUUGAGGGAUGGCUGAGAAGGGGGUGUGGCUAGGGUAUCUCCUGGGAUCCCCAGCUGCUGCUAACAGUCAGCGUAGAUUAGAGCAGCCUUCAGGCUGCUCUGUGCCAAGGACUAGCUUAGCAUCCAGAUGACUUUCCUGCCACCUUCAUUCCCCCACCCCGACUUCUUAUCAAAUAGGCCCCAGCCAAUCUGGAGCAUCGACUGGUACGUGUACAUAGGUAUUACUAUGGGCCAUCAAAGAUACCUCAAAUCUAGGCUGCAGCUUUAUAGGCCUGAUUCCAAGCUCCCUCAAAGAGGUGUGAAUCUGGAGUGACCUCCACUGAAAUCCGUGCCACUGAACAGGUGUAAAUCACUCCACGGGAGUCAGUGGGGCUGAUUCAUGCCUCCCUCACCUUGCCCUAGCACUGAUGUAAAUAAAACGAGAAUUGGGCCCCUUAUAAAAUGUGAACUACCCAGAUCUGCAAGAAAGGACCAUGCAGACAUAAUGCAAAGAUACAGCAAAGAUACUUAAUUAGUCAUGUUCCUUAUAUUAAAAGUAACUUGGGGAGAAGCUUCUUUUGGAGCUGUCCCUUUUUUAGCUCCUUUGAUGGAAAAAAGAGACAGAAAAGAUUUUUUUAACCCAUUGGAAUGUCAACUCUGGUUUGAUUUCUGCUGGAGAGCUGCUUGGAGGUCUCUAAGGUGUCGCUUGAAACCACUCCUGGAAAGGAGAGGGAGAGGCUGGCAGUUUAACAAAGAGCGCUCACCUCCCACCUGUUUGUUGGGUGCUUGAGUUUGUUGGUGUCAGUGUGGCUCUGGCUCUGGAUAUUUGCAAACUUUUAGUCCAUACAGGUCUUGCAUUAUCUCUGUGUGUUUGCCAUGGUGGGAUCAUUUGCUUACAAAUGACGGAUGGCAUUUUGAAAGUGUAAAUUAAGUUGGAGUUGUCAGAUCUUACUGUGAAAGGGCGGGAGGAAGGGAGAUUUGAUGUGGGAGCUGGGUUUUGUUAAAAAUAAUGUCUUAUUUUAUAGAGUCUUUCAUCCUUAAGGAUCCCAAGAACUUAGUGUUGAGGUGUAGCAGCUGUUUUGUAGCUGUAGACUUCAGAGCAGGGAGUAAAGAAGGUCCCACCUCCGGCUGAGAUUGCUGGGCAAGUUUAGAGAGCUGAACAGAAUGACCGGCGUGGGAACCUUGCCAGAGGCCUGAGCCUCUUGGGGGGAAGCACCCUGGCAUUUUUAAUGAUCUCACAUUAGUCAGGUCAUUGAGUUGACAUGGCGGCACAGCACCCCCUAGUGCCAUGCUGGAGCAUUGAGGUGAGCAUGUAUUGUGAGGGGAGAGCGCCCCGCUCUUGAGUCACCCACCCUGCAGCAUCAUCUCCGGUUGUGUAUUUGUUCUCCCAGUCCUGACCUGUCAGCCACUCCACUGAGCUUGUGAGAUCUCACCAGAGUCACAGCAUCCUGAGCGGGUACGUCCAGCGGGCCUCUUCUACCAUCUGUCCCUCUCCAGGGCCCAUUUCAGGUCUGGAACGAAGGCCAGCACUGGUUCUCCCCUUGGUGGCAUGGGAGGAGUUCUGCAGAUACAGCAGCAGAUAUCAGAUGCAACAGCAGACGAGUCCUCCAGGCCUGAUCC